GCGCUGUACCUGCGGCCGGCCCGGCGGGGGAGGUUCUGGCUGAGCUGGAAGUCGCGCCCGACCGGCAGAGCGGCUGCAGCGGGCUCUGUCCCGGGCUCAUGGCUGUCCCAAGUUGGCGGCGGCUGCUCGCCUUUGCUGAGGCGCUGAGCGGCUCCCUUUAAAUCUCCUCCGGGGCCGACAUGCCGCGCAGGCUGGAUAAAUUUUUGCAAAUUGCCCCGCAUUCCUUGGCGAUCGUGCUGAGCCCCUGCGGCGGGGAUGAAGCCGCGCCGCCCGAACAAGCAGCAGCCCGAGCGCAGAGAGAAGGCGACGACGCCGGCGGGGAAGCGGGACAGGGAAGCCGAGCGGAAGGCGAGCCCGCGGCGGACAGCGAGCUGGGGCGGCACCACAUCGGCUACGAGAUCUUCGCCGACUUCAAGCAGGGCAACAUGCAGCACUUCUGGAACAAGAAGGUGACGGCGGCCGUGGCCGAGACCUUCUUCCUGGGCUGGAUCGACGAGCAGGUGCUGCUGAUCCAGGGCAAGGAGGAGCACCUGGAGGCGCUGCGCGAGGGUUGGAUGCGCAGGGCUCUCAAGCCCCCCGCCGGCUUCCAGAUCAAGUGCCUGGAAAACAAGUCCUCCUUUGUCAGCAGGAGUUGAGUUGAUCUUCCAAGAUUUUACCUGAUAAUAGCAAGCUAUGAUGGCUCCAAAAUAUUCUCCAACUAGAGGAAUUAAACUAGCAAAUAUGAAUCAGUCUAAGCAAGUCUUGAAGUUGUGCUCGUUAGACCAAAGAAAAUUCAUCUCAUAUUUGUGUUGCUAAGAUCUCAGCUAGCAGUCGUUGAUGGAUUGUGAAAUUACAAAUGUUUGGGCAAGGAAAAUGCCACCUUAUUAUGCAACUACUGUCAAAAGGCAAAUUCCACAUUGAAAAUUAUCAAGAAAGGAGUAUCAAAUGAGUUGCCAAUAUCAUAAUGUUUUAAUAUAAUGUAUAAUGUAACCACACAUAGAUUCCUAUGUUGUAUUACAAGCUUAUAAAAAAUCAUAGACUUGAAAAAGGUGCAGAGAUUAAAUAAUAACGAGGGUGGAACAAUUCCAUCUGACAUAAGCACAGUUAGUGGUUUCUUUAGUUUAGAACAAAGGUAAGGAAGUAUAUAUACAGAGAUACAUAAAUGUUAACUUUACCAAGUAGACCAGAGAGGAAACACCAUCAGAUCAGCUAAUUCUAUUCGAUGUUACAUUAACAGAUUCUUACAAGUCUGGAAAGUACAUUUCUUCUCCCAUCCCCUUUAUCCUUGAGAAAUUAGGAAGGAUCUCUUAUAAGCCUUCUGUCUGACUUCUCUCCAGUUUGGAUUAUGUUGUUUCAAUAAAAAAGAAUAUUUGUAACUCAAA
Messenger RNA from Pantherophis guttatus, 1361 nucleotides. NCBI's taxonomy places the organism in Eukaryota, Metazoa, Chordata, Lepidosauria, Squamata, Colubridae. The record is from RefSeq and is a predicted model, not a curated record.